This is a messenger RNA of Rotaria sp. Silwood2, 915 nucleotides long. NCBI's taxonomy places the organism in Eukaryota, Metazoa, Rotifera, Eurotatoria, Philodinida, Philodinidae. The record is from the annotation of a GenBank genome assembly.
AUGCGUCAAUUGAAAAAACUCGAAAUUGUUGACGAAAGACAAAAGAAAGUAACAAUUAUUGAAAAACAAAUUAUAGGUCCAACUAAAUUAGAAGAACAAUCGAGUGUUACAUUUGAAGAUUUUACAUUUCUUAAUCUUUCUGGAUCUGUCAUUCGAUUGCAUACAUCAACAGGAUAUAGCACUUUUCGAGUAUACAUGUGUUAUAUUAAUGUAGCAAACUACAUUGAGCAAGAACGACCUCCUAAAACACGACUAACUAUAGGAUUCCCUUGUGAAAAAGAUAAUGAAUUGGCAAGUAUAGUUUAUAAAGGUUUACCUGUUUGUGAUCUUGGUUUUAAUUUUUUAUUCAAUGCUGAUUUUCAAUUAGUUACAAAUCGAGAGAAUGUUCAAGAAAACGUUCCGUUCAAUACAUUUAUUCGUACUCAUCUAUCAGCACUUUUUGUCUAUCUUUUAUUAAAUGAUAUAGACCUAAGAAAAGAUUUUAAUCGUUAUUGUCCAUUAUUCAAUAUAUAUCAAGGAAAACAUUCAUCAUGGUGGCUUCUUAUGAUUGAUUAUAUCAAGAAAUUCAUAAACAAAUAUCUUCCAUUAUUAUUGGAUAUUCCAACAGACAAAAAUAUGCGUUACCUCAAUCGAGAUCUAGCAUUACUUGUAUCAAAUGAACAAUUAUGCCAAUGCGCUAAUAUUUACGUCAUUGAUCCAGAAAAUUCUUUCACAACAUUGGAACGUUUAAAAUCUUUUCAAAUUCAACCAGUUUCAAUUAUAGAUGUCUUGGAAUGUUUUCCACAUCGAAAGGAAAUAUCAAUAAAUGCAUUUCGACAACAAUUCAGACUUUGGACACAGCAACAAGAUGAACAAUGGUGGUCUCAAUUUUUUUCAUCAUUUAUCUCAAAUGAUGACAUCAGAAAUUUCUCUUAA